AUGAAACGAGAGCAUCUUUUCCAUUUUCCAACAACCUGCAGCCGGGAAGGCGGGCGGGGGAGGAAACCCCGAGGAGGCGCUCCCGGCCGCCUCUUUGCUGAGGUAGCAGGAGCGGCAGCCUGCGGAGCCACGGGCGCAGCGUCACCGAGCCGGUGCGGGUGCGGGGCGCUCAGGAAGGCGCAGAGGCCCGGAGGCGCUGGUGCGGCGGAGUCGCCCGCGCUGCAGGACGCCGCGCCGGGGCCGCCGGAGCGCCACGGGCCGGUCGAGCUGCAGGACGAGCCGGCGGCCGCGCGCUGCCCGGCGGCGCCGUGCCUCGAGCACCUGCUUGGAGCCCAGCGGGCGAUUGAAAGAACCCGGAGAGCUCGGCCAGUCGUCCUGUUCUUGACAAAAAACAGCCAGAGCCGGGAGAAGGCGACCAUUUCAGUACUCCGCCGGACUGGGAAUUUGCUUCUCACAAUUUGGGAGAGCCCGAGUAGAGGUCAGAGGGGCAGGCGAGGAUCCCGAAAAGGAGCCGAGGGCUGUGGAAGUGGUCACCCCCUCCCCUAUUGCAGGAAAAUCUCCUUGACAUGUUUUAGCACUUCGAGGCUGCUGCAGCUGGUGUCGUCGGAAAAGGGGGUGGGAAAAAUAAGAGAGGGGGCGGGGAGAGAAGGGAGACACAGCCAAGAGCCAGGAGCAGCGCCUCCUCGCCUGCCAAUCCAGGCACCUGUGCACCGAGCCACUGCACCGAGGAGGACCCCACUCCGGGAGAACCCCGGGCUUCAAGCCACGGACAGUCAGCCCCUGGGCAGCGAGUUCUCACCGGAGGGACCUGCAACCGCCCACUCCACCGUCGCCUGCAGCCGCGGGAGCGCACGGCCCCUCCAAACCGCCCGCUGCUUCCCGGGUCCCCGGGGAUCCUCGCCUAGGAGAGGCGCGGCAGCGGGCACGGGGUGUUACGAAGUUGGGUGCAAGAUUCGCCUUUUCGGCUCGUCUCUUCUCCUCCGGGGAUUUAUUGUCUGUGGAGCCUUCUGGGGUGGGGAGGGAGCUGCGCCUCCGCCACCGCCGCUGCCGCCUCUGUUGCUGCGGUCGCUUGCGCGGCGCGCAAGGCAGGCGGAAGCUGGGGAGUGGAUGCGCUCCUGCCUCCCCCGCCGGCGCUUCGGGCUUCCCCUCGGCCGCUUCCCGCGGAAACCUCUCCAGCUGUCCACCUGA
Molecule: messenger RNA, 1188 nt
Organism: Rangifer tarandus platyrhynchus (Svalbard reindeer)
Lineage: Eukaryota; Metazoa; Chordata; Mammalia; Artiodactyla; Cervidae
Source: the annotation of a GenBank genome assembly